This is a messenger RNA of Cylicocyclus nassatus, 691 nucleotides long. The record is from the annotation of a GenBank genome assembly. Lineage: Eukaryota; Metazoa; Nematoda; Chromadorea; Rhabditida; Strongylidae.
CCGCGGAUAUGAUGUAUACAACAACGUAUGCAGUUAUUGCUCUGCUUGCCGGACUAGUCAAAGGUCUAAAGAUGGAAUGCUUUUCGUGUCGAAGCAAUGAAGACUGGUCCUUCUACACUGAGCGAAUACCCGGCUUGAAGAUAAGCAAUGUCUCCGAUCUACUACCAUUGUCGCCUCUUGAAUGUAUCUUUGAUCCUCUACGGAUUUAUGCUGAUCGCACGUCUUCUGGUUGCAAGGGCCACUGUAUGAAGUGGACUUCAGCGAAGAUACUGGAAGAUGGAGGCCUUGAAGUCAAUAUGCUGCGUGGUUGCGUUGAUGCAAUAAUGGAUCCGACGUUUACAGUUCCGGAUGAGAACAGAUGUUAUCAAUCUCCCGACCACUUCACACAUCAAGUGGGAAUCGAAUACAGGAGGGCAUGUUUCUGUAAAGGUUAUAUGUGCAACGAGGCAGCAAACCAGUAUUCUGCGCUGCUCUUGACGAUCAUUGUUCUUUUCUUUUUAGGUGCCAACCAAAACCAAUAUACACUUUAAUUUGUAAGAACAUUUCAAUCGUAGUUUUUGAUUGCAUGUUAUGACUGUUAUGACGGGUCGUUCUUCUCAUGAUUUGAUAUGCUUUUCAGCUAUUUUUUUUAGUUUCUUACUCUUAUGUAACUCUUGUGCCUUGAGACUGUCCCUAAUCGGCAAAAAAUUAC